Cottoperca gobio is the source of this 4663-nucleotide messenger RNA. It is a transcript of the gene trim32, whose product is annotated as tripartite motif containing 32. The coding region runs from base 82 to 2139 and encodes 685 amino acids. The record is from RefSeq and is a predicted model, not a curated record. The transcript has 2 exons. Gene Ontology annotation, molecular function: protein binding; zinc ion binding. NCBI's taxonomy places the organism in Eukaryota, Metazoa, Chordata, Actinopteri, Perciformes, Bovichtidae.
UGCAGUAGCAGAACCACAGCACGCCCAUCACAACCUCUGAACUUCGAAACAGCUAACAUUGAAGACAAGGAAAGGACCAUCAUGGAGGCAGCCUCCUACCCGCUGGACCCGGAUCUAAUGAGGGAGGUUCUUGAAUGCCCUAUCUGCCUGGAAACCUACAACGAGGAUCAAAUGAGACCCAAACUCCUGCAGUGUGGUCACACAGUGUGCCGGCAGUGUCUAGAGAAGCUGUUGGCUAAUACUAUAAAUGGUGUACGCUGCCCCUUCUGUAGCAGGGUGUCCCGUAUGAGCAGUAUCUCCCAGCUGGCUGAUAAUCUCACUGUGCUCAAGAUCCUAGAUUGCACUAUAUCCUGCAGUGCUGCUACUGCUGCCCUAAUGUGCAAGUCCUGCUGCAACCGCCUACCACGACAGUACUGCCAUGAUUGUGCCACAGUCCUCUGUGAGCUCUGUAAAGUGGAAGGCCACCUGCAUCAAGGCCAUUCAGUCCAGCCGAUUAGGGUGGCUGCUGAACAGCGUCGUAAAGAACUGGGUGGCAAGAUGGCUUCUCUGCGUGAUGUAAUGGGCGAAAUUCAAAAGAAAAAAUCAGCUAUUGAAAACAUUUCCAAGUCCUUGAGACUAAAGUACCAAGCAGUGCAGCAGGACUAUGUGUCAGCUGAGCUACGUCUUCAAGAGGAACUCAGCAGGUCUAGAAGGACAUUCACAGCUUCCAUAGCAGAAGUGGAAAAGGUAAAUGGGCAGGUCCUGGAGGAGCAGACAUAUCACCUUAACAUUGCAGAGGUAAAAGUGGUGUCUCGCUGUGAUUAUCUCACAAUGCUGGUGAGGCAGAGCGAUAUCGCUUUGUUAAAGGAUGAUGGCGAAGGCAGUGAUGAUGAAGAUCUGGAUUUAAGGAGUAGCUUGCCCACCAAGUUUCAGCUGCAAGAGCCAGAGCUGGUCAGAACAAAGCACUCUAAACCAGUAGAAGUGGGCCAAGUGACCACAAAUACUUACACGGUCAAUACAGAGGACAUGGAGAGUGGGUUGGAAAUUGCAUUUGAGGGUGAUGUAGAGAGUGUAGCUGGGGCAAUGGGGGCUAAAGGUGGUGGAAGGGGGGCUCUAGUGGAUCUCUACCGAGACAUUGACAUGGUUGCAGCUGUAGAGGAGGCGGGAUGUGCUUCACCAGGCAGCUUUAAGUCAAAGUCCAUGGAUGCAGGUGGGGGAUCACCUGGAGGAGCUGGGGCAAGUGCAGGACCCCCAGUCUGUCAGUUUGUGAAGAAGAUGGGCUGCAAGGGAACUCUACCUGGCACAUUCAAUUUACCAGUCAGCAUCUGUGUAACACCACAAGGUGAGGUCCUGGUUGCUGACCGUGGCAACUACCGCAUCCAGAUCUUUAAUCGCAAAGGUUUCCAGCGUGAGAUCCGCCGCAAUGCCAGUAGCAUCGACAACUUUGUCCUGAGCUUCCUUGGGGCUGAUCUGCCUAACCUCAUCCCCUUAUCCAUUGCUGUCACUUCUCAAGGCCUGAUUGGGGUCACUGACAACUACGAUAACUCCGUUAAAGUCUACACUAUGGAUGGACAAUGUGUGGCUUGCCAUAAGAACCAGCUGAUGAAACCCUGGGGCAUUACUGCCAUGCCAUCAGGUCAGUUUGUGGUGACAGAUGUGGAAGGUGGCAAGCUGUGGUGUCUCACAGUGGACCGCAAUGUAGGUGUGGUCAGCUACAACCGAUUGUGCUCUGCUGUGCGGCCAAAGUUUGUGACAUGUGAUGCCGCUGGAAAAGUCUAUUUCACCCAGGGUCUAGCCCUGAACUUUGAGAAACGUCACAAUGAGCCCUACCUGGAAGGUGGCUUCUCUAUUGGCUCAGUGGAUGCAGAUGGCCAGCUAGGCAAGCAGCUCAGCCAUUUUUUCUCAGAGAAUGAGGACUUCCGCUGCAUCACUGGCAUGUGUGUGGAUGCCAACGGGGAUUUACUGGUAACGGACAGUGGCAGGAAAGAAAUCCUCCAGUUUCCCAAAGAAGGUGGAUUCAAAAUUCUCAUCCAGGAAGGGCUGACCUGCCCUGUGGGAGUGGUCACCACCCAGAAAGGGCAACUGCUAGUGCUGGAUUGUUGGGACCACUGUGUCAAAGUCUACACAUACAUUCAGAGGAGGCACUCCUCCACUUCGUAGAGGAGCAAUCCAGUCCAUCUGCACAUGAGCAUGAGAGAUUUAGUAGGUAUGUGUUGGGAGGUGUGUAUGGCCGUUUGGAAAAGGUAGAAUCACACUGUUAUGUCACUUUAGUUUGGCUGCAGUCCAAACAAGUCUCACUCCAGCUUUCAUUGGGUUAUUAAAUGAACAUUCUUGUGGUUCAGUUUGAAACCUACUGGAUUUGAAUUUAAUUCCUUCAAAAAAAAAAAAAAAAACCCUGCUAUAAGCUGCCUCUUACCUAAUUGUUUGAAUGGAUCACAGCACUAAUACAGGCGUUGCAGCAUUUUUACAUCAGAUAAUACUCGCACAAGUUGUCACAUUUAAAAUAAGCAAAAUAAGCCAUUGAUGUUGAAGCUAACGCAAAGCCCAGUAAACCGCUACAUCCACCAUUCAGCCUGAAUGUGUGUGAAUCUGGCUCAGCCUAGCAAAAGAGAAACGGGAAGAUGAAGAGCUGACAAUAAACACAUAUAUUUGCAUAUGAAAUGAAGCAUACCAAGGCUUUUGGCCUGUGAAGCACUUUAUUAUUGACACAACACCGUUUCCUAGUGUUAGGUUUUAGUAGCACAGACUGACAUUGAUGUUGCUGAAUGCAGCUGGCAGCUUUAACGAUUACUGUGCAGUGAGCUAAUGGCAAAACAGUAAGCAAGCAUCAGCAUUCAGUAACAUUCAGGGAACAUUUAGUGUAGAAUAUUUAGUUACCUACAGGAUAGAGGGUUGAACAACAGAAUCACAAUGUCAUGUGGAGGAAAGCUGGGUAAUACGGGGCAAUGUUGAUGCGUCAUUGACCGGGGUUCUGCGGGUUAAAGCUUGAGCUUUGAGGUUUGCUGAACUAAUGCAAUCAGAAUUAGGGUUACUGAUGUUAAAUGUGUACACUACAUAAUUAUCAUUUUGUCCCGGUAAUUAAUUAAUACUGCCUAGCUAUCCUGUGUGCUGUGUAUUUUGGAGCAGCACAUCAGCUUAACUGACUUUUUCAGAGCAAAUAUUACUAAAAAUCAACUGUUUGAACUAUUCCCUCUUUGCUCUUUCAUUCAACCGUCUUCCUAGUGACUUCACAGCCUCACGUAUGUCACUAGGAGGCAGGCUGAGGUAACCGUCCGCAAGAUAACAUUACUGUUGUCAUCUGCUCCGGCUCCUAUUCUAGCUGUUGUGCUCAGUCAUACAUUUGACUUUAAUGUCAGGCCUCUACAUCACCUUGUGCUUGCCUUUUUUUAUUUCACGUGCACCAUUAAAGUAGCUCUGAUCACAGACACUGCAGCUCCUAGUUUUAGUCCUACUUCUCAUUCCGAACUGUGUCCUUUAUGAUUUAGAGGAGCAAACGUUCCAGAUGACCUUUUGUAACCUUGAAGGCUUUUAACUUUUCAAGGCUCUGCUCUUUCUAUUCUCUAUGGGCUUACCUUCAGCUAUAUUAUACAAUCGGUUAUAAAUGACUUGUUGAUGCAAUGCCAGUAGAGACACCACUAAAAUAGCGUCAGCACCCAGGACCACAUUAAAGUAUGAAGUUUACAAACUUUGUGCAGACCUGUUCCAAGAUAACAUGUUCCAUGCCAUUGUUUUCCUCACGCCUGUGGUUCCCCUUUCAGGGAUCACCGGCAGGAGUGUUUGAAAUAGCAUAGCGAGGAUAAUGAUGACUGAGAACUCCAGCAUCACACACACUAAACCUGGCUCUGUUACACGGGGAUGUCGGUUCCAUGUCGCUAUGUCUUCCCUCAGGUUUUUAUUCGACUCUGCACAAUGCUAAAGAAAAACAGCCAUGCAGUGUUUUUGAAAUUAAGUGGAAGUCAACAUUUAAAUUCAUGUAUAUCCAUAUGCAUUUUCAUUUAAGCUUUACUGAAGUCCAUUUGAAGCAUAAGAACGAUGAUGCAUUCAGGUAAAAAGACAAUAAAAGACACUUUUGAUCAAAUAUUUUGUGGCCUAAAUAUAGGGAAUCAAGUUAAUCAUUGAAACUCGUCCAUUUUUGUAACAUAUUCUAUGUCCAUAAAGUCGUAAAUAUGCCUUCCUGCCAAUACGUAUCUUACAGUCCAGAUAUGCUUAUAAGAGCAUAUCACAUACUGACUAAGUUUCAGCCUUAAAACAUUUUUUUCUGCACCCAGAGCCCUAAUAAAUAGCAAUAUGCAUAUCUGAGUGUUUAUCAUUUUUCUACAUAAGCAAAUAUACAGAAGAAGUAGGAAAAAAAAAAUAGAACUGAAUUGAAGAAACAGUUUUACAUUUUACAUGAUGUAUUUAUCUUAUUGUUAGGCCAUGCAUCUCAACACUAAACUAAUAGAUUGUGAUUCAAGAUCGUCUCGGCUGCAUGUUACCUUGCCAUAAAAAUAUUUUCCCAAAAUACUUUGACUUUAUUCAAUAGAAGUAGUUAACACUAGAUUAUUCAACCUUUUAACGAAAACAGAAAAGUGCAUAAAAUGGUAGGAAAAUAAAGUGUCCUUGUGUCAGUGUGCUGAAUAUCAAAGUGUCUCAUAUCAUCUGAAUAUGUUUUAUUCUGUGUCAUUAAAGAGAAGUUAUUGCCUUG